Messenger RNA from Bacillus rossius redtenbacheri, 7994 nucleotides. RefSeq lists its product as uncharacterized. The record is from RefSeq and is a predicted model, not a curated record. The coding region runs from base 56 to 1573 and encodes 505 amino acids. The transcript has 2 exons. Gene Ontology annotation, biological process: chaperone-mediated protein complex assembly. NCBI's taxonomy places the organism in Eukaryota, Metazoa, Arthropoda, Insecta, Phasmatodea, Bacillidae.
CUGUACACGGCCGGCGACGGCAGUGUGAAGCACUAUCCCGCGUACCUGCUGGAGGAUGGCUCGUUGGAGCGAGACGGCCGGAUCUAGCGGGUACGCAGGGAAGAUGGUGUCGGCAGUGCAGGCCAUGGAGGAGAUCCUGGUGGUGGCCUUGGGACCGCAUGGCAGGGCGGUCCUGAUGCGCGAGCCAACAGGCUCCUUCACCAUGACGAGGACUGGACUGGAGAUACUGCGUGCCUGCUACUCCACCCCUUGCCCUGUGUCCUGCGUGCUGUUGAGCUCAGCCCAGAAGCUGUACCAGCAGUGUGGUGACGGGGUGAAGGGCUUCGUGAUCCAAGUGUCUGCCUUGCUACGGCGGUGCUCCAACAGCACCCGUCCGAACCACGUCGCCAGACAGCUCAUGUUUCUUCACCAGAGUUUGCACGGGCUUUGCGUUCGUACCGGUCAACAUUCGUCCGCAGGUCGACUGGAUCCAGACAUCUUGCAGGAAGUGCUGGUCACGUUCUUGACGUGUCGUUUUCCAAACCUUGUGGCUCGUUCUUUGGCAGGCCUGCUUUCUGAAUGGAUCCCAACCUUGCCAGGCUUAAAACUCGCUGUUUGUAAAUUUGAUCUCCUGUGCCUUCAUCAGUGCUCGGGCUGUGUGGCCGACUCCCGAGUGCGGCAGGGCUUCUGCAUCACGCGAGGAGCCGACAACUUCCUGGGACCGGGAUUGUACGACAUCAGGAUGCUGUUGCUCGAUGACGCUCACGCUGAUGACGGCAGGUUCGACAGCCUGGACGUGCAGUGUGAGGUGAAUGUGCUGGUUGGAGAGCUGAAGUCUCGCAAGGAACCCAACACGACAGAUGUAUCCGGGACGCUUCUCAUCACUCGUGCCAUGUUGCCUGAUCAUGCCAUGUUUGUGUUGAGGCAGCACCGAGUGUCCAUCGUUCAAGGUGUUCUCAAAGAAGAAAUGGACUUUGUCUACUCAUCGCUCGUGAAGAAUGGAGAGAACAUGUUACAUGUUCGAUUGGAGUUGCUGGGCUCGAAAGAGUGCACGUGGCUAGGUCUUCCAGGUGUUUCACAACUCCUGCUGAGUGCACCCACUGUCAGUCUCGGGCGGGAGUACGCCAGAGUCAGUUGUGACGCCCUGAAGGUCGUCUCCCAGCUGGAAGAGUGCAGCGUCCUCGCAGCCAGCGGCCAGUUUGAAACUUCACUGUUGGCCCACCUGCGUGACAGGUUCAAGCUGCAGCCAUUACAGCUGGCCACGGGGAGCAUUGCCGGCCGCUCGAAGCUGGUGGAGUGGCACCAGAAACUGAACAGGGCGUCUCUCUCCUCGGAGCAGAAUGCUGGCGAGCUGUCCGAAGUGUGCGAGGCCAUCGCGGGAGCGUUUGACGGCGUGGACGCAGACGUGGUCGAGGCUGUGGGCCACGCGUUACUGGCAGUCGUGCAGAAGUUACCGCCCACUGAUGGUGCUAGUGGCAGGGAACCAGUGGCACUGAGACUGGCUGUACUCCAGCAUGCCCUGGCGACUACUCAAGCUCUUCUCAAGGUCGAUGCUGUCGUGCCAGUUCGCACCGAUGGUAAACAGAACAUGUGAGAGCUGACAGAACGUUGUUCGCUGUCAAUAGAUUUCUCUUAAUUAUAACUCAACUUUCAUAUGUUCCUUUUCUGUUAAUGAAAUUCUAAACAUUCUGACAUUGCUACUGAAAAACUUGUUUCAAAAAUAGCUAUAUCACUGAACUUUUAUGUUUAAUUUACACUUCUUCUUUAAGAAUAUCACUUUGAAAGUUAAAGCUUCAGAUUAUUAGAAAUUUCCUUUUCCAUUUUAGCGCAUCAUCAUAAAAAUAAUUAAAAUUAAUUUAUAUUUAAUAGUUAAACUUUCAUACUUUAUUGUUAGGCCUGUUCGAAUCAAAUACAAAUAUCAAAUUAUUCUUGAAUAAGACUAUCAAAUUCGAAUGCUAAGGAAAGAAUGAGAAUUAUAAUCCCACUAAAAAAAGGUUUCCACAUCAUGUAACAACUUUUGGAAAAUCAACAAAUAAUACUAAAGUGAAAGAUAUUUAAGUUAAGUCAGCUACAAUAAUUACAUGCAAAAUUAUGUUAAAAUAUUCUAAUUAUAAAAUAAUUUCUAUUCUAAUUAUGCAGCUAACAUAACUUAACCUAACCUUACUUUACCCAACCAACCAAACAACCAACCAACCGACCAACCAACUCCAACCUUUAAUUUCAAUUCUCAUUCGCCGUAUUUUCCACAACUUUAGAAUUUGAUCCAGAAAAUUUUUGCUAACUGCAAAAUUCCAUGCAGUCUAUUUUAUUAAAAAUGUGAAUCUUUUUGUGAAAUGCUUUAUUCUCAAAUUAGUGAUUGAAUGAGAUCAUAUUUACAUAUUUAAGCCCUAGUUAUUCACGAGUUUUCAUUGUUAACUGUAGCCGGGUAUAUUGUAUUUUGUUCAGCAAUAUUAUAUCAUCUUGAAUCUUAAACCAUUAUUUACGUUUAUGUUAUAUAGUUUUGAGUCACGUCUGUUUCGUCAUAGAUGUAUGCAGCAAGUAAGCUGCUACUGUUUCACAUGGUGUUAGUUUGACUGUGACUAUCGAUUUAUAUGCCGUUGAAACUGACAAUUAAUUCUUUUAAUGACUAUCCAAUGGAGUGUCAGUUUUUUGUAGUGUUAUAGCCCAUUCAUGUUUUUUUUUUCUUUUUUUUUUCUUCCCCACUUCUGGUGCAUGUGACAAAAAGAAUACAAAUAAUAUUUAGUUUUAAGUUUGAAUUGACAAAUAUGCCAUGAUUUGAAUUGUUUUUGCGAUUUUUUCCGUUGCUGUUUAGCACGUCUUUAUUGAGAAAAAACUUUGAAUACUUGUUGCAUGUUUAAAACGUUGCUUAUUGUUCAUGUUUUUGGUUAUGAAGUCCCAUUAAACAUCAAAAAGGGUAUUUAUAUUGUACAAAUGACUUAAUCUCAGCAGUGUACGUUGGUAUAUGACAAACUCACAAGGUUUGCUAUGUCAAAUAUUUGUUAUUUCGAAGUGUUAGUGUUCGAGGUUAAAUUGAAUACAAAUAGUUUAUUAUUCGUAUUCAAUAAUUCAAAUAUUCGCACAGGCCUACCUAUUUAUUAUACUAUUUGUUUGGAGAAAAUAUAUGCCAGCAAAUUUUGUACCAUAUAUUAUUGUUAUUUACCUUUUAAAAUACAAAUUUUUAUUUUAAAAUCUUUGGAAUUUAUCUGUACAGUUACAAAUGUUAAAAACUUAAUAGAUUUUAUUGCUAAAUGUUAACAUAAAUUUACAUUUUUAGGGAGAAAAUAUGUCUAAUGUUUCAGAUUUAAUUCAAUUUAAGACGUCACUCGUAUGUAAGUGAGUUAUAUUUGUAAACCAGGCAGCCUUCUACUGUCCUAUGUAAAGUUCUUGAACAUAAUUGAGACAUUUUCUGUUUUUAGUAUUUAAAAUUAUAAAAGCCAGUUUUCGGUUAGGUGAGUGCCAUUACUCGUAUAGGUAUUACUUACAAGACAUGUGAAUUCAAUUUUUUCUUUGUUGAAUGACUGAUGGAUGAACACUGUUUAGCAAAAAAAAAAAAAAUCUGCUGUUGCAAGUACUUUACUAGAAGGAAAAGGUGUUGAGAAUAAUCUUAUCUCCUUUAUUGGAAAACUACUCAAGCUGAAUAAUUAACACCAGCCAUUAUUUUUAUUCAUGCAAUAAUGCCUAUUGAGGUGCAUCUUUUUGUUACAUCUUUAAGAAUUUACAAUUUUCUAUUUUCGCUUAUUCAUCAAGUACAUUUAUCAAAACAAUUUGUCAAUUAAAAAAAAUGAAAGUGUGGAUUACUGCCUGUAUACUGUACAUGUAUUUUAGUUGCAUUCCAAAGAGUUGGUUGUGCUUUCAAGAUAUGAAUAUUUUUCUUAAACAAUUAUUGGUUGUGAAUGUCACGGGUACGAAAGUAAACAUCUUCACAAGAUUGCAGUAUUGUUGAACCUCUUAUCUGCUCUACCAGUUUCACACUUGAUAUAUUGUAGAGCUGUGAUAAUUAUACUCAUCUGGUACGUUUUGGUACCCCCUAUUAGUUGGCAGUUUUUGAAUGUUUCCUCGUCGGUUAUAAUAUUGGGCAAAUGCUUCAUGAUUGUUUUAGACAGUACAACAAAGAGGCAUUCGUUGUGAAAGACAAAUUUUAUUGUAGUAUGAAUGCUUAAAUAGCCAAUAUGAAUGUUCUGUUAGCUUCAGUUUUACAAUAAAACAAAGAACAAAAAGAAAUUGUGUUGUUUUAGUUUAUAUAUUGUUGUUGUGUUGUUCAAGCAUUGCCUACAGUAUUAAACAAGGCCAAUACAUCCAUGAGCUUGAUGUUUGUUUAAAUGUGAAGGACAUCACACACCUCUCAUGCAGUGAGAAGACGCCUAUCCGUCUAAGAUGAUUUGUUGCCAACAGCAUGAAGGGUAGUAAGCAAAUCAGAAUCUUGUUCAUUAUCUGAAGUAAUGAAACAAUUGCUCCACCGGCUAAGAACGGCCAUGCACCACCACCCACCGAACCAAGAAAAAGCUCUCAAUCUGUCAGUUGUUCCGGUGUCCGGGCCUGGUGGGGUCAGACCAAGCCGCAAGCUCCACUCCUGAUGGCGCUCUUCCGUCAAUUCCUUUAGGUUUCAGCUUUCAACCAUGCUUCCCUUGAAACCCCAAAGGCUGCUCGCUGAGAGAUAAAAGGAACUUCAACUAAUCAUUAGCUGGCUUCGUUUGUGGAUUAAAGAGUUAUUUUAUCUAGACUGUAAAGGUUUAGUUAGGUAAUGUUACCUCAUUCAACAUCCAAACAAUGUUUUUAUGUUCUGUAAAUAAUUAUGUACAAAAAAAUUUAAAAGUAAUUAACUAUAAAGCAUUAAAUUUAUUAAAGUAUGGAGCUCUAUAUAAUGUAAUUAAAGAUUGGUAAAUUAUACCAACCAUAUGCUAUUAUGACAUAGAAGUUAAUUAACUUUGUAACUUGAACUAGACAAAUAUUUGCCAAGUUUUUAAAACUCUUUUGUACGUAAUUAUGAAACUGUAUAAAAAAUGUAAUCGCUAUUCCUGCCUCAGGAUACAAACGAAUGCUUGUUAGCAGUCUCAGCUGUUGACAGCAGUAAAAGAAAUUGGGCCACUGUGUACAGCUCAUAAACACACAUCUCUAGCCAUUGCACAAAGUGCUAGUGUCUCUGAGUUCAGGAAUGCUCUUAGAGGCCAGUUCUAAGCUUUGUGACGAUGCGAAGGCUCUGUGUGAAUCACAUGGGCAGCAGUCGAGAGGCUGAAGAGCAUGUGCAUUGAAGCAGUGGUUAGUUAAAUAGUUAAGUAACGGGGGUGGAGCCAAACUGAUGGGAAGGAGGUAUCAUAAAAGCUAGUGUCUACAUUCUGGAAAGUCAGGGAAGUUGAAAUUGGUCAGGGAAAUGGUUCUACAGAUUUGUGUGGACAACUUGUAUUAGUAUUAUGUACUAAUUAUGUUCUUUUAUGACCUGGCAGUCAAUAGUUUCCUCUUAUUACAUUCCUCACAUUUCCAUUUCAUUUCCAUUUGUUUGUCUGUUUGUUUGUCUGUUUGUUUGUUUGUUUGUUUGUUUGUCCUGGACUGGUGAAACCAGGACUCCAAGGGGCAAAUGACCCUCUAUAAUCUGCUGCUGUGGUCAGAGUUGCUCAAAUCAUAUGUAACAGUAUUUAUAAGUAUACCUAUAUGUGCAACACAUAUUAAUUUUAUCAGCACAUAUGAAUAAAAAGAAGUCAUGUUUUAAGUAAGUUUUGAGCUAGCCUUACUGCUUCACAUCCCAUGUUGGAUUGUUGUCUUUUCAUUUUCAGUUUUCAUGUCAUCAUUAUCAGGAUCACUUUAUUUGGAUGUUCUACUAAUAAAUCAUUAAUAUUUGUGUUCUGUAGCACAGCAAUGACCAGAUAUUUUUUUGACUUAUCUGAGGGGGAGAGACACAUGUGAAUUAAUAUUAAAUGCUGUAUAACAAUUUUUUUAUGUUGUAUUAUUUUGUUGAGUUACCAAGUAAUGCAAUUUAUGGCAUGUGAUGAAGAAACAAAAAAUUAUCAUUUUAAAUAAACUAACAAGAAUAACCAUGAAAAAAUACAUAAUCUAAAAUCAAAAAUAUAUUUUCAAUAGUUCUUUGAGAAUACCACGGCUUCAUAACAGUUUAUCCUGACAGUUUAUUCUACGUGUGCAAACAAAAUAUGCUAAUAAACAACAGUUCUGCUGAUGAUUCUUUGUUGAAAGACUGCUUAUGCGGGCCGUUUGAAACUAUUUUGUAGUGAUAUGGUUGUUUUCAUGUAAAUGCACAACUUACAAAUUUCUGUAAUUUUACAUGAAUAUUUUUGUUCCAUUGACAAAAAAAAAUUACAAUGUAUCCCAGCAAUUUGCCUGUAAUUUUGGUUGUCAGUAUACCAAGAUGAAUAGAAUCACGAUGUCCGGACUGCACUUGGAACCAGAGUACUCCAGAAUGCACUGCACCAUCUCGCUCCAAUCCUGUUCCAGUACCACUUGUAAACAGAUGCACUUGUCAAUCUCAGCUUGAGCUAUAUUUUACAGUCUGUUGCGAAAAUCACAUCCCAAGUACACGAUGCUGCUGUAUCAAAUUUGUCCCCAUAUGUAUGCUGGCUACCUAUUGUUUGCAAAUAUUCAGGAAAAUAUUCAUAAUUAAAAUUUUGUCAUGACUAAUUGUGUCAUGGUCACUCGUUAAACUUUCAUUUUCUGGGUUACCUACUGAGUAACACCUACCAAAUUGCUUCUAUAAUUUUUUUUUUUUAUCUGUGAUAAGUGAAAAAUGAAAAAUUCAACAUUGUGGGUGAAGCCAAACUUUUUAAGUUAUCCUAUGUGUUAUGACUUAUUAUGUUUGCUAGUUUUUACUUUUACUUAAAACACUUGUUUAACAAGGUUUUUAUUGUUUCUUCCGCUCCUGUGUGUGGUGUGUGUCCAUGUUGAAACAAAAAGGUUCCAAUAUGAUGUUUUUGCCAUCAUACUAUGGCUGCCUAGUAUUAUCAAAGUAGUAAAGUAUGUACACCCGCCCCUCAAAGUAUUGUGUUUGAUUUACACAGUUUUAAAGUAACGAUGCCAAUAAAUUAUGGCAAAAUUUGAAGUAGAUCUAUUUCCUUUUAAGUGAAUUUUAUUCCUGUGUGUGCACAAUUGCAGCACCACUUGCGUACCAUUAAAUACAAUAAAACAAAUUAAUAAUGUGACAAAUUAACAAACAAUAUAUUUUUUUUUUAAACUUUUAUUUGUAACUAUUUGCUUCUUUCAUUGCGUAUUUAUCUCCGACAGCCCGAUUGUUCAGCCAGCAUUUAUAUUUUGCCAUCCCGCAUGUCAGCAGCAGCUCUGGAGAGAAAAGAGCUUUCAAGGCUAGUUUACCUCGCGCCUGUUAGGCUGCGCUAGUGUAAAUCAUGACACACACAUUUAGUAACAAUUAUGUUAACAGAUUAAACAAUCUUUCUAAUAAUAGAAAACAUUUAGUAUAUGAUUUCUUUUUUAAUUUUUUAAAUAUAUCUCCCAUAUUAAUAGCAUUAUGAUUUUGUUACUCAGAAAUGUUGAGCCCCUUAGGAAUGUUAUACCCAAGCCAUAUUACAUAAACAAUGGGGUCUGUGGAAUUUUUGGAUUUAAUGUUAGGUUUUUUAAUCUGAAGAUGUUACUCAACAUUUAUUUAAAUGUACUUAAAAUGAAUUUUAAACAUACAUUAGUAUUAUAAAUUGAUUUUAAUGGGAGUAGUGUGUUGAUAAAAUGUUAGUCAGCAAGCAUACUUAACUGAUUGGAAAACAAAUUAUUUUGAUUAACAUAUGUUUUUAUGGAAAAAAACUUAUUUUAUUAGCGCUGUUUCAAUUAGAGCUCUGUUUUCCUGAAAUUAAUUAGAGCGUUACUUCGAGGGGCGGUUGUACUUAAAAUGAUUCAUUCAAAUAAUGUGAGUUUUCCAUCGUUUGGGAAUUCACUAGCAACACAAUUUGUGAUAAAAGUAAUUUGCUAACAUCACUUUGAAAUAUGUCAUUAAAAAGCAUCUGAUCAUUUGUGUUACUGCAUUGUACAUUAUGUAUGAUAUUGAUUAUUAAAUUAUUCUCUCUAUA